Molecule: messenger RNA, 909 nt
Organism: Talaromyces marneffei
Lineage: Eukaryota; Fungi; Ascomycota; Eurotiomycetes; Eurotiales; Trichocomaceae
Exons: 2
Coding region: 1-909 (302 amino acids)
Source: RefSeq, a predicted model, not a curated record
AUGAUGAAAGCAGUACUUAUCAACGGUGCAACCGGAAAGCAAGGAGGCGCCGUUAUAAAGAAUCUCGUCGCAAAGAACGCCCCCUUUGAGAUACUCGCUGUCACGCGCAACCCGCAGUCCCCGUCGGCCCAGCGACUGGCAAAGUUAUCACAAAACAUCAAGUUAGUGAAGGGUGAUCUCAAUGACCCAGCGAACAUCUUUCAAAAUGCCCAGAAAGUCACAAAAACUCCCAUCUGGGGUGUCUUUAGUGUGCAGGUCGCAAUCGGCAAUGAAGCCCAGGAAAAUAUCCAAGGCAAAGUAUUGAUUGACGAAGCACUGAAACAAAACGUUAAAUUCUUCGUAUACAGCUCCGUGGACCGCGGUGGCUCAUCCGUUUCACCCAACAACCCAACUCGCAUCCCGCACUUCAUCAGCAAGCACAACAUUGAGCAAUACCUUAUCGAGAAGAGCAAAGGUACUGACAUGGAGUGGUUUAUCCUCCGUCCGACGGCAUUCUUCGAAAAUCUCACUCCGAAUUUCUUCGGUAAAGUGUUUGCGACUUGUUUCAAGAUGGCGCUCAAGGGGAAACCGUUGCAGUUGGUAGCGACCAGUGAUAUUGGUCAUUUUGCUGCCGAGGGCUUUCUGCAUCCGGAGACGUAUGCCGGGCAAGGGCUGUCGUUGGCAGGUGACGAGUUGACUUUUGAUCAAUUUGCGAAGAUUUUUGAGCAAAAGACUGGACAAUCAAUUCCAUUGACUUUCCGGCCGUUUUGUUCGCUCUUGAUGACCUUGAUGAAGGAUUUAGGGUAUAUGUUCCAGUGGUUCCAUGAUGAAGGGUACAAAGCAAAUAUUGCUGAGUUGAAGCAGAUGCAUCCGGAGUUGAAGGAUUUUGGGACGUGGUUGGAGAAGGAGAGUGAGUUCAGGAAACAUUAG